Molecule: messenger RNA, 31100 nt
Organism: Xyrichtys novacula (pearly razorfish)
Lineage: Eukaryota; Metazoa; Chordata; Actinopteri; Labriformes; Labridae
Source: the annotation of a GenBank genome assembly
ACCGGUGCACAGUUCACGGCUGAGCUCGUGCCAGACAGAGCGAGUGCGCCCAAACUAAAGGCUUUAACUCCGGGAUGCAUCCGUGUGGCGAGUAAUAGUAAACAACUUUUUGUCUUCUGCUCAAUAAGACUUUCCUUUCUGCUGUUUGGACCGCUCAGAGGGCAACUUGUCCUCGUGUUUUUGCCCUAACCGGCGGACUUCUUGACACUGGAAGGACUUUACUGAACUCGAAGAUGUCAAUUUUGCCUUUCACUCCCCCCAUUGUCAAGAGACUUUUGGGGUGGAAGAAGGGAGAGCAGAACGGCCAGGAGGAGAAAUGGUCUGAAAAGGCGGUGAAGAGCCUGGUGAAGAAGCUGAAGAAGACGGGACAGCUGGACGAACUGGAGAAAGCCAUCACCACCCAGAAUAUCAACACAAAAUGCAUCACUAUACCGAGGUGAGCAGAGUUUGAGAGUGCUGCUGACGGUGACCGUGAAGGCAGCAUCCACAGUUAGCUUGCUAAGGUUGACGAUUUUACUGACAUUUUAUCAAGUGCAGGUUUUUAUUAGAGAUUUCUCAAUCGCUUGUGCAUGUUUUGACAACUCUUGUACCUCACACGUUUAUCGUGACACCUUCCACUUGAUGUUGAAGUUGAUGUUUCCCCUUCCUCCCCAUCGUCAAUACUUACACUGUGCCUCAAUGCACUUAUGUUAUACAGAAAUAAACAUGGUGGCUAAUGAAAUGCAUAACGAGCUAACACCGGUUGAAGAGAUGCUAGCAAACCGUACACGAAAACAGUUCACCCCACUGGCUGUCAUGCCAUCGAAAUGUGCACUUUUUCUUCAAGUGAACUGAAACCACUACACUAGCUGUCUCCUGUAAACACGACUAACGUUAUUUUGCCUAAACGGUGACAUAAUAGUGUGUUUAUUGACCAGCCAUCAGCGCACAUGCAAUGCAAAAGCACAAAUGGAGUCCAAGUUAUAUAACUUGGCCUUAAUCUGGAACGCUUUCUAGCUCUGCGUGUUAGUGCGUAGGCGAGUCAGUGGAGCUCUCUCUCUCUCUCUCUCUCUCUCUCUCUCUCUCUCUCUCUCUCUCUCUCUCUCUCUCUCUCUCUCUCUCUCUCUCUCUCUCUCUCUCUCUCUCUCUCUCUCUCUCUCUCUCUCUCUCUCUCUCUCUCUCUCUUUCUUUCUCUCUCUCCCUGUCCUUUCAAUGCCUCCGUACAGCCAUGUAUCUACUGAGACAGUAUCUCAAAACAAGACACUGGUACACCACAUCAAAUCACCUCUAGUAGUAGUAGUGAUUGUAUAGGUCUCUGGUUGCCCCCCACAUCUUUCUCUGGAUUAAAGGCUGUGGGAGGUAAGGGCUUGUGAGGGGAUGUUUCUGAGUAAACACAAGGUUUCACAGCACAUUUCUAGGUGUCUCCUUAAAACACAACCUCUGUGGCAGUCGAACUUUUGAAACUAAGUUUAAUAUAAGAAGCUCUUUCCUUGAUAUGAUUGGAUAAUAUCUAUAACAUAUGUGGAGUAGCUGUAUACUGCGUGGUAGAUACAGUAUUGGAUGAUAUAAGACAACUGUUGUUUUAGUGUUUAUGGCUAUCUCACUGCUGUCUUGUAACUAUAACUUACAUUUUCUGUGCAGAAAAACAAGUAUGAGUAGAUGAAAAUGAAACAGGUAAUUUGUCCUGCAGCAUGCUCUUCACCUUAAGGGUCCAGUUUGUGACAAUUAGCAACGUUUAGACAGAAUCUAAUAUAAACAAGUAUGUUUAAAUAAGUAUUGUCCCACCAGAUCAUUAAAAAACCCUUUGUUUUUGUUGACUUUAUAUAUCUAAAGAAGGAGACGGUCUCCAUCCACAGAGGCAACAAUCUUGCAUCUUCACAUUUUCACGGAAGUACUGAUUGGACAAACCUGUUACCAGGAAUGCGAUUCUUUCGGGUUAAUCUGGAAAUCCAGAUUUUUUGGGCCAGAAGAGGUGACCUUCAUGAAUCAUGAUUUACCCUAAACACAUUAAAUAGAAGAAGAUAAUAGGGUAUUUUAAUGGAAAAUCUCAGGAGGGUUACAUAUGGGGACAUACUUUUCAUUUCCAAAUGCCACGCUAAUGUUAGUGAUGAACUCGGCUUGUUGACAACAUAGCCUCCAGCAAACAACAUUGUGAAAUAUGAAGUGCCAAUCAAGUACUUGAGUUUUUAUGAUAGUUUUGAUUUGCGCUUUGUUUCCGCGUGCCUCUGUUAUGAAUAACCAGCUUCAAUGUCACUGAGGUCAACAACUCAGAUGAUAAUCCACUUACAGAAAAUCUUAGCAGAUUAAAUGUGAAAUAGCAAAGACACUUGUCACUGUGAAUGCUAUUUUGAGUGAUCAUCUGGAGGAUACUCUCUCUUUCUUUCUAUAUCUGUCAAUCUGCAGUUGAUUAUUAUCUAAAUUUUGUCAUUUCUUGAUGGUAUUCACUCUGCUUCUUCACAAUAUGUGUGACAUAAGUGUCUCUACUAUCCUCCAAUUGUUGCCAAUCAAGUUCACAAGACAAAAUCCCAGUCGUAUUAUACAUUAACUAUAUAACAGUAUACUAUAUGGACUACUUGUAUGCAGCCUACAGCUGUAGAAAUUCAGCAUUAUUAAUAUUUUGCCGUACAGAGGACUUUAGAUUUAUUGAAAUAAUACAUCAGGAAGAGAGGUAAUUUAAUAUAAGUGAAAUUGUCACCUAGUUGUCAUUAAAGGAGAUACACUGAAUUAUAUGAUAAUAUGUGCAUUUUGAGGUGCAUGUGUAUUCAUCUUGUGAUGCCAGUCAUAUCCCUGAGUGACAAACUCAUUUUUAUAUCAAAAGACUGACCAUAAAGGAUGUACCAGUUGGAAGACGAAAAGAGUUUUUGACUGCAAAAGAAUUUUCACAGAUUUUUGCAUCAGAGUUAUUAAUGACAUUUUUGCAUGCAGCUCUAUUACUUUCACAGUUAGACGGGAUUCAGAGGGAAAAAAACUGCCAAGACGAAAUACAUUCACAGCUAUUUUUAAUGUUCAUAAAUUAUGGAAAAUUACAGAUAUGAAUCUUUGAUUUGGGUCCGCAGUCCUCUCUGUAUUUGUAGGCAGUUUUCAUUCAAGAGCAUCCUGUGUGUCAGAUGAAAAUUGAAACCCACGCAGGGCGCUCCCACAUUCUUGAUUGCCACAAGUGUGCAUAUCACAGCUUGCACAGGCCUGGGCCGGUGUUCACAGUAAAGCCUACCCGGAAAGUUGAAUAACGUUUGCCAUGAUCCAGGUUUCAUGUUUCUCACCACUAAUGCAGAGGGGAAGAGGCAGAGUGCAUUAAGAUGACCCCGGAUCAGAGCUGGCUGUCAGUGUGGGCUAACAGUGUCCCUGGAGAGCUGCUGUUUCUAUUAAUUCCCCCAAUGUUCUGGCUCGCUGACAGCAGCUGCCUGCAUGUUCAGGCCUGUCCAUUGGGAGGACCACUUCACUCCUACCCCUCUGACACAUGAACUCCCUGACAAGGCUCAUCGCAGCCUGUCUAUAUGACAGUAUGCUGUGAUGCUGAAUGCUAAACAAGGCAGGCGAUGUGCAUUAAUCGAGUUAAAAGUUGCAUUGAGUUGUGCAAUAACAGAUCAGGUGUCUGUUGGGGGAGUUAGAAUCGAUUUUUGGAUGAAAUACCACUGCUUACUGUUUUGUCCAUAUCGCUUUCCAAAUGAGAUAAGACCAAAGUGCUUGACUGUAGGCCAAGCUCCGUUGUUGGCUGGGAGACAGCAGUAUGACAUCAUUGCUAUGAAUACUGUGCUUUUUCACUAUUUUUGGUGUUAUGAAACUAACUCUCAAGUUAAGAUUCCCUGGAAAGAGUCCAUGCAGCAUCAACAAUUCAGAUAAAAUUUUGGCUGCCGGGGAGAGUUGUCAGCUGAGAAGUCUUCGUCUGUUUUCUGCUGUGUUGUGAGUAAAUAAAGACUACCACCUCGCUCUCGUGGCUUCCCGAGGAAACACUAAACUAAUGGAUGUUAAAUCUUUGGGAGACUUUCAUGGUAUAGACACAAUGAAAAGAUGCUGUUCACAAGUGUGUGUGCACAUGCAUUGGUGCUGAUGGGCAGUCACAGUUUAUGUACAACAGCUUUUGCCUUUAGUUGUGUGACUGUGUGUGUUAAUGGGGGGGUAGGACAUCUAGCCAGAAAGCCUUUAGUGGUUGUUAGAUGUAAAUAGCUCCAGAAAAGUGAAUUUAUGUAAUUUUUAUCAUAGGAGAGAGCAGGUAAGUAACUUGUCGGAGUUGAUACAAAAAUUGUGUUUUAAAGGGGUAAUUACCUGAAUGUUUUUUUUCCCCAUAUUGUUGCUUUUCUCAAGUUUGUCCAUAAAACCGAACUUAAAAACAUUGAGCCCCCCAGUUGAGAAAAUAAGAUGCUUCAGAGUUUCAGAGAUCCAGCAGUUUUAUUUUAAAGGCUGCUUUUUUCUGUGAGGGGAUAUUCAAAAUAACUUGAUAGUCUUUGGUUAGAAGCUGUAUCAUCACAACUGGGUGAAUUUUGCCACAGGACAUUUAUUUUAGGGGUUUGGAUUUUGUGGGGGUGGUUAAGGUUGACGUUGUGUGUGUGUGCGUGUGUGUCUCUAUAUAUUUACACUUGGGAUAGAGCAACUCAUGCAAGAACCUUGGUGAUGUUCAUUAAGAUUUCCAGUUGAUAUAGAGAGCUCGCUGCCUAUCACUUAGGCAGGGCAGCUGCUUCAGUGCCUUUUGGGUCUCUGUGGUUCAGUAUUUUGUUUUUUGAGGAGCAAUAAACAAAAUAGAUGUUUCAAGUUCAAGUCUUGGCAUUGUGGUACUGACCUACUAACCCAUCCACUUAGCUUCCUGUUACUACUUUUAAAUCAUCUCUUCGUAUGAGCUGUUAACUUGCUUUACUCACAAACAUCUGUGUGUGAAGUACGUCACGUCAUGAAAGUGGACCAGUUUCCAGUGGUUAAAGGGUGGAUGUGAUGUGUGGUAGCCUGCACUGUAAACGUAAAAGGAUGACUAACUGGUGACUUUACUUUUGUUGUUGGAGGAGAUUUUCAGUGCAUUUGAAAAUAGAGGCCAAGUGUGUUUUAGUCAUACCCGGGGGUGUGUAAAUCUCUUCAGCUUUUACUGCACCGUCACAAUAACUAAAUAUUCUUGCAUUGAGUCGGUAGGAAAUGUCUACAGGUUUAGCGGAGGAGGAAAGGUUGUUUGGAACAGUAAACAAAAAAAAAAUCUGAGUUUGACACAGAAGGCUGUUAUUUGGUUCCUUUUUCCAACCCACACUCAGCAUUAGCUUCUUUUAGCUAUGGUUCCUAGACCUUAAGGAUGUUGUUUUAACCAAACCACAAUGUUUCCUUUACAGCAACCAGUGAGCUACUUUAACACAAACCACAACCUUUCCCUAAGCCUAACCGAGUUGUUUGUGUGCCUAAACCUGCCCACACUUCAAUUAAUAAGGAAACAGAAGGUACUGUGUGUAUCCUAACCUUACACUCUGAUCACCAUCACUUAAAAAUGUUGCUGUUUUAGUUUGGCUUCUAUUCCACAUUUGCUACAUUCCUUCUUCAAGAUAUAUUCAACUGUUCCUGUUAGUACUUUAGCUCAGUGAUAUUUUUUAUACAAAAUUAGUUUUUUUUCUAUGAAUGCAUACUCUUGCAACACACGUACCCUUGUCCCCUGGUUGUCCUAGAGUCAGUAUUGUUAUGAAACCUUAAAUACUCACACAAAUCAUUCAAAAAUGUUUCAGAAGUGCAGUUACUUUUGCAAGUGCAGUACAGCUCUAAUUGGCAGCUACAGUAAUUGAACUGGACAGUUCACAAAAUGUAAGUGAAUAUUUCAGCAGCACUGCUGCUCCAGCUCUGUGUGAUGGAAGACAAGUCAAAAUGUAUCAUCAGUGAAACACUGCAGUCAGGUCAUUAGUUUGUGAUGUGCUUCAUUUAUUUACUCUUCACCUGUUAAAGAUGAAGUCUAUCAGAAUUAACUGACUGAUUUGUGUCAAGCAUGCACCCAGUCUUAAAAUAAUCCUCUCUCACAUUUUCACUUAGAGUGGCUUGUUUUUUAUGACAAAUUAGGCUGCUACCAACACCUAUUUUCAUUAUUCAUAAAUCUAAUUAUUAGUUUUCAAAUCACUUGUUAAGUCUGUCAGAUUGCAUUAAAUAGUCAAAGGCCCCAGGUAACUUACUCACAUAGUUUUUUUUCACACGGUUAUUUUUGACGACAAUGACACAGAAACAGGAAAAAACAGGAGACAUCUAUAUAUGAGGAAAUGAAAACCCUGAGGAUAUCUUAAGGAUUUUAUCUAGUUAACUGAGAAGUCAAUAUGAGGUGACAAGCUGAUGAAUGAUGAUGCAUUUUCAGCGUCAAAUGAAGUGUAUUUGGGUGACAGAGUGAGUGACAAAUUUUCCAUCAUCCAGCAGUGAUUGGUUUACCAUGGACAGAUGCUGAGCUAAGGUACCAGACUCGCUUUUCAUUUCACUUGUGUGAAGCAGAAUACUGUUUCCCUCCUCUCAAUGUGAGUAAGUAGUUACAGUUACAAAGGUCAACAAACGGGCCAGCUAUCUCCACCAAAAAAGGAAAGAAAACACAGGUAUCCAAAGUUGCAGCUUUAAAAAUUUAAAAGAUUAAUUCCCACCUUUGUGUUGAUAAAUAAGAUGUCCUUGCAACAAAUCUAACAUUAAUUUUGUCAUUAAUAUUGUGGAAACUAAUCACAGGUAGUUGAAAUGCAGCUGAUGUGUUCUUAUUUAAGCUGAUCCUAACAGCUUCUUUAACAGACAACCACAAUAUGUGCGACACUAAAGGUAUGUACACACAUUUCCCAUUAGUAUUGUAGGUUUUGUAUUUCACAUUUCCAAGUUUGAAACUGACAUAAUGAUCUUCUAUUUGGAUGUAAAAAAUGUAAGAUUGCACCAAGUUUUGUUGAGAAAGAAUGGCCGUAUAAAAAAAAUCUGUGUCAUGUCUUUGUAAAGGGCCUGGAGGAGUAGAUUCCUCACUCCUACCUACUGCAACUUUCCUUGAGUUUGGGCCAGUGCUGGGGAGUGCUUUUGUCUUGUCGGCACACAUCCCUUCUGGCAGAAAGUGGAGAGUCUGAUUCACACUGCUGCAUGUCAGGGCAGGUGGGAAGGAUGGAAGAAGCAAUAAAAGCAAGCAAGACAGACGUGAAGGAGAGAGAUAGAGAGGAAGCAGAGUAUGACAGAGACACCAACAAACAAACAGUGCCAUUCAUAGGACUAAACCUGAACCCACACCUGUGUUUCAACGCAAGUCUCUGCCUGGUUGGGUUGUUGAGAUUCACAGAGGAUGCUGUAGAAGAUUUGUUUGAAAGCUCGAGGAUUCAUUUUGUUUUGCUUGUGGUGCUUCAAUCUAUGAAUGAAAGAGUUUGAACUCAAAACCAACAGAUUUACAAGUUUACCUUAGACUUCCCUCAGCAGUGCUGUAGUUAAUCUGUUUGUCCUGGGAACCAGUGAAAACCAUUUUACACCAAUGCAAAGGUGUGAAAGACCUUUGGUAAAAGUCAGUCAGGAUUUAACUGGAUCCAGAUCAGAAAAGUUUAGUGAAAGGAUUCUUUGCUGAGUGUGAAUGUAUUCUGGCAUUCACAUUUGGAUAUCAGGAACAAAGAGAACUAAAAGAUGGCAUAGAUUAACAUUCCUGAUCAGGCUUGUUCAACACACUGAUUUAAAUCAAAGUUAUGCUCUGUCAGAAAAAAAAACAAAACAUGUUUCUCUUUGUUAUUGCUAAAACACGAAAUCAUUGAUGCUUGUACUAAGUCCUUAAGGUUGAUAUUUAAGACUCCCAAGUUUUUAUCAACCACAUCUUUUCUUGUUCAGGAGGAUCAAAGCGGGGCAGAGGUAGCAUGAGAGAAAGUUUGAGAAAGAAAAAGAGGGCAAAAAUGAGGAGUGAUGUGUUGGGGAAUCCCAGUGUUGUGUCUACUGCCAGAGGGGAGGGUGUGUCAUCAUAGCGGGGGAGUAAACUUUAAUAAGCAAACACGGCCUAUAACAGAUAGAGGAACGCAUAAGCAAGAGAGUGAAAGCAACAGAGGGUAGAAAAGCGUUUGUAAAUUGAGUGAAUCUAAAUGUUGGAGAGAGAGGUAAACAAGAAAGCCUAAUGGUUUAGCUUGAGGAAGAGAAGGAGACAUAAUAUUUGGCAAGAGGCAGAGUGUUUAUCUCAAGCUUAUCAGAGGGAGACGGUGGUAAGUGUGGUUUGGACGCAAAAAAAGAGAAAAGAAACACUGCUAAUCGCUGAGAUAGAACUGGUUUGUUUUCCAGCCAGACAGCAGUUCAGCAUAAAAAAGGGGUGUCUGUCUGGAUUAAAUACACACAGACACACACAGUGCAGCUACUGUGUCAGGAAGAAACUGUGUUUACCUGCUCCGCUUCGCACUCCACCUGCUGAAAUUUUCCUUGUAUGUACUGUACAUAAAUAUGCACAAACAACCCUCCUACACAUUAGGAUUAUCUUCACUGAGACUUUCUGUGGGUUGACUCUGAAUGUGGGCUUCAAUAUAAAGCUUUCACUGUUUAUUAUUUCUUAUUUUUCUUAACUCAGCUUCGUAUUAAACCCCAACUAUAGCCUCCAGUCCAGACUAUCAUGUUUUUCUUAAAAGAAGGCUCCAUCAGAGUGUUUUGGUUGACUUUUUUGUGUUUUAAGUCAAAAAAUUGUUGGUUUUUGAUUCCUGAUUUUCUCAGAAUUAAGAUUUCUGUCAUUGGGCGUCUGAAUUUUAAGGUAUAGGAGCAAGCUGAGCCAAAUUUAGCAGCUUCUGUCUCAGAGCCUCAGAGAGACGUUUGUUAAUGUGAAGUUGCUUCUUUGUUUUCUGUUUUAUAAUGGCUUAAUUCAAAGAGUUUGAGUGAUAUAAAAACAAAAAGAAAUAUUUUUCAUGGUUUGAUAGGGCCCCUUCCAGAAACUGACUUUUACCUCUAAAGGCCUGUUUUGGAGAGCCUCACAUACUGUUGCUCUUGCAUAGUCUGCCCAGAGUGGGGCUUUGUGUGAUGAACUUGCAGCACAGCACUUUUUAUCCUGGUGUAAGUGAAUCUUUUUUAUCUGAGCUCUAUGUGUCUUAAUACCAUCAUUUUGAAUUAGUUGUUAGCCGUUGUGUCUGACGUGCUGUUGUCUCUCACUGUGCUGAUGAAUGCCGAUAGAAUGACACAAGUCCUGAAAUGCUGAGACAACAAAAAAAACAGCUGUAAUGAGAGCGGACAUGCAGAGCGGAAAGUAGUCCACAAUUGGACUCAGGGUGACAAUUAUGCACCCACAGAGAUUUACCUGUGGAUUUUAAGGGUGGUUAGUGAGAGUCAGGGCAGAUCACUUAGUGUAUUGAUGCUUCAUCCCAGUUUGGCAUAUUGUGUCCACACAGGUCUGACUUCUUGUUUUUGGCUGAAUGUGUUUUAAUUAAAAGUGCAAGAGAAAGCUGGGUCAUUAAAGGGUAGGUCUAUUACUGCUGCGGGGUGACACAGCUUAAGGAGGAACAUUGAUAAUAAUUUCUUCAUGGAAAUGCAAUCAGACCGAGACUCUAAGGCAGAAGAACUACUGCGUCUGCAGUGCAAAAUGAUUGAUAUGAUGAUUAUUACUUCAAAGAAAGGAUCAUAAAUGUUCCUUCUUGAGCUGCGACACCCCGCCGCAGUCGGUAAUGGACUCCUCCAGCAAGCAGCUGCCGGAAGGAAGUAGGUGAGUUGUGUUUAGUCUCUUUGCUAAAGAAAUAAGGCAAAGUUAAACAGUUGUUUGGUGGCUUGUGCUGUGGCUGGGACCCUAUAUGUACUGUUAAUGAAGUUAGGUGCUGUUCUGAGCAUUAUUUGUGGCUAUAGAGCGGCUUUUCAGUUAAGGUUUCUUUAUGGCUCCUCAGACCGGUGUGUGUUGCUAUCGUUUGGUUGUUACUAAAGUUGGUAUAACUGGAGAAGCAAGCGGUCGGCAACAUUCGUCUCUCGAGUGGGUGUCUAACUCGGAGGUACGAUGUGUUUGACCUUCAAUUAAUUUUAUGCCGAAAUAUCCCUUUAAGAAAGAAUCUUCUUUCAGAUUUUAAAAGCCUGAACCAAAAUUUUAAAAGCAGUCAAUUUGGCACCUGCAGAAUCAAUGAAUUCCAAUUUGCUACUUUCUUUUACUUUUUCAGUUGCACUUAAGUCAGGUCAAAAGUCCUCUAUCUUCUUUACACACACAGACACACACAUACACUGUCUCUCACUCACUUAGAGGUUCUUUUCAUGUCAAGUAUCACACCUGAGUCAUCUGAGACAGCAUUGUUCAACUGGGACGAGGUGUAAGACGGGUCACACAGAGUUUAUGUGUUCUGUCUGUCUGUGUGUGGUUUGCUGCACUAAUGAUGGUAACAAGUCGCCCUCAGCACUUGAGUUCAGGAUUCCUGUCAUUGUUUGAUUUGCUUGACAGGACCAGUUUAGUGCUGUGAGUGAAGAUGGAUACACACACUGGUGUCUGUGAGACGAGAGUGUUUGUGUGUAGGCUACAGUACCUGUAUUAUGCUGUUUACCUUGUUGUAACAGGAUAGUUUUGACCUUAAAAAACACUAUGAGUCAAAGCUCCAAGGCUUAACAGGGCUGCUUCUGCUGGUAAACAAUUUUAUGUAAUUGUUUUCUGUUGUAAGUGGAUAAUACAAUGGAUGAUGGCAAUUUUAGAUAAUGGUCGUCGUGUCUAAGGAUCUUGGCAAAAUUAAGCACUUAAUUAAUGUGCUGAAAAGUUUCAAGGUUAAAGUUUAAAAGCGCUCUAAGCUGCAUAAUGUCACCAAGUUCAGUGUCGUAGGCUGUUGAUUUGGAUUUAGCUUUCUCUUUUAAUUGAACAAAUUUUACCUUCUUAUUCAGUAUGUUUGAAAGAAACACUGCUUUGAAUGCCCUUUCAGAGCUCCGGCACCUUUUUCACCCUUUGAAACUGCGAACCAUAACUGAUAUUCCUGUUUUCCUCUGUCUGAUUGUUUUGUCACCAUCUGUAUUAAAUGUGCACUGCAGUUGAUAACCUUCAUUUCUUUAAAGAGUGCAAAACAACAUUGUCUGUUGAAAGCAACUUUUUUGUCUCCCAAAGUUUUGCAAUUUUAGUUGCCCCUGGUCCUUCAAAACACACAUUAUGAGCACCCAGCCUUGUGUAUUUACCAUGAGUAACAAGCCAGCAGGGCCAUGCUAGACUUGAAGCCUCACCUCUGUGGAAGGACUGAUACACAUGAAGGCUUUUUAAACUUUUCAUUACUUCACAGUUUUGAUCAAAACAAUACAUAAAUACAUCAAUAUGCCAGUUAAUGUUAUGAAGAGGUGUUUCUUACCCAUCUCUUGAUUGUAGAAACCAGUGCUCAAGGUGCACUUGAUUAUAAUUAAAAGGCUUGGUGUAAUUUUGCCAUGAAAAAUGGAGGAUUAGUCAAUUGAAAAGACAGAAGGAACUGAAAGUUCACUCGGUGGAGCAUGGGGCAUAGAGUUAAUAUAAAACGUAUAAUAUAUUCUAUAUUCUCUGUGGCACAGACAUAUUCAGGCUGCUCUCUACUGGGAAAUAAAAGAAUUAAUAUCAAUUGAAUUUUAUGUCACAUUGUGUGUGUGUGUUUGUCUGUGCGUGUGUCUGUGUGGUUAGUCAGCUCAGAGGAAUGCUCCCUCUGCCUGCCGGAGCCUUGAGGAGGGCGUGGGCUGCUGUUUGGUUUUCGGCUUGUGUCGAUAGCAGAGGGGGUUAAAGAGACAGCUCUGCUCUGGCCGUCUCACUAUCUGCGGGGGAGUGAACGUGCGCCAUACAGGAACACACAUGCACACACACACACACACGCAGACGGUCUUACGCAUAUAGACACAUUCAGCAGACAACAAGCCUGCCUUUGUGCUCCACUGGCCGCUACCACUGCUGCUGCUGCUGCUGCUGCUUCUGCUACUGAUGUAGGACUGCAGCUGGAUCAGUGUGGGAAAACAAGCUGACAUUAAUGAGCAAAGGUUCAAAGAGGGCCGGAAGAUUUCUUCAAAGUCAUAAGAAAAGCAGAAAGAGAGCGAAAGAUGGCUGAGGAGGGGGUCAAACAGGGGAGAUGACAGAAUAGAGAACAGAGCGUAACUUCAGCUUAACCAGAGGGCCAAGAAACUUAAUUCUAGCUGAGAGUUCACCAGACAGUUUGCCCUCACAGACAUCUCCAAUAUAGGAGCACAAGAGACAACAUUCUGACCUCAUCGCACUCAGUUUGUAUUGAUUUUGUGUAGCAUUUCAGUGUUGUAAUGUCUCUUGGGAUCAAAAUAUUAGUCAUUUUACAUGCUCUGAAUGAAAAAACUUCAAUAUGUAAAGCAAUUGUUACAUUAAACUGAAGCUCUUUUUGUCCUGAACUGAUAGGAACCGAGGGUGUUCUGGUCGGGGUUCGCAUGCCUCACAGUCCAGAUUCACUGAGGUCAGGUGUAAGGGCAAAUUAUGAGACACCAUCACUCAUACCAGUAGGCAUCAGAGUUACUACUUAGAUAAAUAGCUCAUGCAUGUGGACAUUAACAAGGAGAACUAAAGGCUGAUGGUACUAGCUUUGCUAUUGUUAGCCUCACUCAGCAAACCAAUCAGACAUUGUUCAUCUGCAGACUCUUGUGAUCAGUUUGGACUGUUCUGUGAGUGUUUUCUAACCCUCAGACUCAUCGGCAUGUGGAAACUCUUAUUACCUCCAUGCAUGUUUCUAUUCGCAGUUUGCAGAUUCAUUGCUGAUAUUUUACCUGGUGUGUUAUUAACAAAACCUAAAACCACACACCGGGUGAGGUCAGUAUGUUAGAAGGCAUAUUUAAUCAGAAACUAAAUAUCUUUGAAAAACCGAAGUCAGCAAAGAUGAAGAUGCAUGCUCAUUAAGGGACUGUUAAAGUAUAGGUUUAAUAUAGCCUUUAGUUUUCACCCUGUUAUUUGAAGUCAAAGAAAUUAGAUAUUGGUUAGUAUUUGUAUUGACCACAGCAAAAGUUUUGUUCCUUGACUUUAGGUAGGGAACAUUUAUUCAUAUUUCAACUUUUAUCUGUGUGUAAUUCACUUGUCCUGUAUCAGUGGAAACAGCACAACACUGUGGGAGAGUCUUAGUUAAAUUAAGGUAAGAAAUUCAGAUUUAAGUGUGAAGAGAAUGAAAUGCUGCAGAUAGAAACACUUGGUACAAUCCUUGAUACCAGAAAAACAUCCUGAGAAAAAGUACGACAUAUUAACUGAGAGACCAGGAAUGACAUUGCUAAGUUUAGAGACUUACUCUUGCACCAAUCUAUGCAUGGAAAGUUACUCAGAACAGCAGGUUACCACCAGACUUCAGAGGUAAAAUGAAUCUUCCAAUAACAAGUUCACAAUAUAUGAAUGAAUGAAUUAAUAUCAUUUUUGGUUAAAGUGGUCAGUGAAGCACUGCUUUUGUAGAUAUUGGUUCACCUGCCUGGCCUCUGCCUUCUGUAGAAGAGGCCUCUACUCUGUGGGAAAAGUAAUUGAUGACUUCCAUCUGGAAUAUUUUCAGUCAUUCAUCAUUUUGAUUCAGAAAAAAAAAGAAACCCAGGCUGCUCAGCUCAUUGACUGUUUUCAGUGAAACUAAUGAUUCCCAGUCCUCUAUCGUCCCACCACUUCUUUGACAGCAGACUAUGUUAUUUGUCGUCUAGCUUUGCCCGUCGCCUGUCUGCUGGUUUCUUAUUUCACAGCAGGCCCUCCUCCACUGGUCCCAGUACGCUCCAGUCCUAUGAUAUCACCUGUGGGCCGCAGGCAGUCUUUUUUCUUUUUUUUUUUUCUCUCACACUCUAUUCUUGGUUCUGUUCCUUUACCUCCCCCUUCUUUUGUAAGAAAAGGAGAAGUCUGAUGGCUUUUCCAGAGAGAGUGGGAGGUGUGUGUGAGUGUAUGCGUGUGAGCAAUAUGUUUGGCAGUAGGAGCAGCUACACUGCUGGAAUCUAUUCUAAAGCAGAAAGUUGGUGCGUUUAAUUUCUGUGAUUAAAGUGAUCGCUGCUGGCCCAUGUCAGAGUGAAAAUUAAGACUAAACUAAAGACUCUUUCACGUACGUCUCUCAAGGUCUGCAACAAAUUAUUUAAUGUCAUUGAUUUGUUUUAUUGUCUUUUUCUGUAAAAAUAUUCAAGUUAUUCAGUUGUAAGCUCUCAAGUUAUUAAUUUUAAUGUCAUGAAAAAUUCCUCAAACAAAAAACUAUUUAAUUUGAGAACUUUUAGGAUCAUCAGAUCAUUGUACGGUUAACAGUUUUUACACAUUAUGGAUCUAGGAUCAAACAAAAUCAAACUCAUCUUUUAAAAUGUGUCAGAAUAAUGUUCCAGACUUUUCCUUAUGCCGUUGUGAACUGCUGCGUCAUGUUUAUAAACAUUUAAAAGUAUUCACAGUGAUCAAAGACAAUGUUCGAGACAGAGUUGGAGGGCCGUUAACAAAGAUGUGACCAGUACACUUUGAUCUUUAAUAUUAAGAUUAGUAAUUGAUUCUAAUCAGUAAACCUUUUUUGUACUCCUGUAUGGGUUACUUUGAACUGUGACAACAAUUGCUUGGAAACUUGGCAAGGUUCUGGUUUGACAAUUGUAUAGAUUGACUCCAGUUCAAUUGAACAUCUUUUCAUAGCCAGUAAAGGUAGCAUGUUUCCUCUAUCACUGAAUAUCUUUGAUUAUUUUGGCAUGAAUGGAUGAGUAAAUAAGAAAAUAUAUAGACUGCAACAGUAAGUACAGGGGGAAAAUGCACAGAAAAGACUGGGUUUUUUUUUUUUUUACUUUGCAUUAUGUGUUAUCAGUGAUUCUGUCUAUUUCUGGGGUUGUAGAUUCUCUGAACAGUAGCACCACAAGGGAUUAAAAUGUGGCAACAGUUGUACAAGAGCAGGUGCAGUGUGGGCUGAAAAUGAUGCAUUAAUAUGUGACGCAGGUGUCCUGUGAGCUGCGUCAACAACACUUGUGUGCAAAACAACACUUAAAGAGCAUUGUGUAUUAAAGAUUCAUCAAGUAGCUGUUAGUCGAGUUUCAGAUUCAAAAGUUCAGAGCAGCUUCUUCUCCAGAUUUACUGAAGGAUUUGUUGUUGUUGGAGGACAGCAGCCGUCUGCUGUACGUCACUGGACUGCAGCCCUGUUGGUCGCGGCUCGACAGACUGGCCGCAGACUUUAUGGAAGGCACAAAGACUAUUUCACUCCCACCCCCACCGCCCUCACCCCUUACGCAGUGGUGGGACGGAGGCAGGGCAGCCGGGGCAGUGGGACAGUGGGACAGACGGAGGAGAGGGGAGGGGGCUUUUUAGAGGCCUGGUCACAGACACUCUGAGCUGCCCUGAGCUGUUGAGACAGUCUGGCAGCCCUAUUGUCCAGCAGCACCCUCCUUUCUUUAUCCAUCACCCACUUUGUAUCCCCCCCUCUGUAGUCUUUCAGGACAGAUUGCCAUGGGAGGUCCUGAUGUUUACAUGCGCUUGCAGACACUUCAAAUAUCCCAAAACAUUUGUAUCAGUGUUUUAAUUCAAUUUAAAGUUAAGCUUCUUGGAAAAGUAAACUUGUUUACCAACACUGGAGUAAGUAAAAGCUGUGAAGUGUUUGCAGGGAUCCUUUAUAGUCAGCAAAGACUCUGAUUCUUUUGAUUUUGAAUCUUGGCACAGAGUUGUAAAAUGUUCAUCUUGAAAGGUCUGAGCCCACAGGGAGAGUUUGUGUGCAUGUGUGUUCCCCACCGCUCGGACUAUAGCCAGUCAGACACACACACACACACGCACACACACAAACACACACAAACUGAGUGUAUAUGUUUGUGUCUCUCUGAGCGUAACCGGCCAUGCCCCAGAGUGUUUGUUUUGCCCCCUCCCCUCCACCUCAGCUCAGUGAAGCUCAAUCUGCUCUGUCUGAGUCUGUUAUAUGAGUCAGCCAAACACACACAGAAACACACACACACCUAAAAUUUGUUUAUCUACUCCUAUUCACUAUCACUCACGUCUAUGUAUCCUGCUUUUUCCACUCCAUUUACAAAGAGGAUUACAGGAUGUGUGAAUCUUUUGAAAGCCAAGUUAUGUGUCGUUCUCCGGCUCGUACCUGGGCUCACGUGUGUGUGUGUUUGAGUAUGUUAUUCUGUGUGCGUUUGAGCACGUAUCGCACUCUUCUCUACAUACAUAAACAAUAGAACUGGUUGGGCGUAAAGGUCAGGAUCAGUUUUAGCUCGGGGUCAUGGAGCACGAUGAUGCUGACACAAUUUCCCUUUGGCAAAAAAAUCUAUACCACGUUGUCCCUCUCAUUUCAGCCGUGUAUUUGACUGUGACGUCCUCUUGCUGUAAACUUCAAAUCUUUGGCUCUGGUCGCCAGUGUUUAUACAGGGAUCAAGAGGGAGUAUCACAUGAUGACGUUGGCUGCUUGUUACAGGAUUUAUUUCAGUCAGCUGCAAUUCUUUAAUGACAUUACAGGAAAGUGUGUUGAAGCAGCAUCAAGAGCAAGCUAGGGAUGCACCGAUCUGAUAUUUCGAUCGGAUAUUGGCCCCGAUGUUGACAAAUUAACUGGAUCAGAUAUCUGAUGAAUGAUGCCGAUCCAGCAUUCCAAUCCAGUCUUUUUUCUCUUGUACCCUACACAACAACACAGCGAUUCUGUUCGCUCUUUAUUUUCUGUCUGUCUGUCCUUUUGCACUAAAUGUUCACAUGAAAGUCUUACUUCUUUUUGCUGUGUGCUAAUGUGCAAUUUGUUAUUUGCUGAUAAAUAAUAUUAAUUGAAUAUAUAUAUGUGUUAAUUUGUUACCUUUUUUUAGGCUAAAGUCAAGCCUGAUGCCUUCACUCACAGGGCAAGUUAUACAGUUCAUUCUAGGGCCCAACUGAUAUGGAAUUUUUUGGGGGCCGAUGCCAAUACCGAUUAUUAGGGGGGAAAAAUAUCCGAUUACUGAUUAAUCGGCCGAUUUUUAAAUUUUUGUAUGAAGUUAUAAAAUACAUAUAUACUGUAGAUAUCUACUGUACAAAGUAUACUGUAGAUAUACUGUAGGCUACUGCUCCAUAUGUCGACAGGAAGACCGACUGAUCAAACUUGGACCAGAAAAGAGUUUUUAACUACCUCGCCCCCGCCGAUCGGUGCCUCUGCGUCCUAACUCACGUUACUCACUUCCGGUCAGGUCUCAUCAGGAGACAUGCAGCUGCCUCAGUAAGAGAAGUAGCACGAUCACGUAAUGUGUAGUGUUGUUUAUCCUACCGUUACUGGCUCGGCUAACAGUGUAGCAAGGCUAAUAGCAGAUGGCUAACUCUAACUUCAGCUUGCAUAUUAUAAUCUAUCUCAUCUCAGGAGUCUGAAGUUUACAAACCAGUGGCCUAAAUUCUUGGAAGCCUUAUGAUCCCACCCGUGUCCCUCAUAUCUUGAGUCUGAAAACACACACACACACACACACACACACACACACACACACACACACACACACACACACACACACACACACACAGUCACUCACAGUAGCCCAGCAGGGAAUUUGGGGUCAUAGUUCUCCCCCUUUUGCCUCCCUCCUGCCACAUAGCUGUAGUGCUCGGGGCUUCGAAUCAUUUUUAAGUGUUUUGCAGAAGCUGAGCUCCUCUGUUUUGGCAGAGUAAUUUGCUUUUGCUUUUCUCUAAACAGCAGGCUGAGGCUUGAAACAUGUGCAGGAGUGGUUUUUUUACCGUCAGAGAGGUGUUCCUCAUUAAAGUCUCAUUCAUCGUGCCAUCAUGAAUCUCUUUCAUAAAGUGAAUGAUUCAGAUUGAGGGGGAUAGUGUGUGUGUUUGUGUGUGUAGGUGUGUGUGUGUGUGUGUUUGGACCUGUCUGUGUGUUUGAUGUGCUCUGUGUUGUGACUGUUGCUGUUUGUCUUUACUUUUUUUUUUAGCUGUAGGUAAACAAACGUUAGGUAACAUGUAACAUUUCUGAAUCUAAACGUCUGAAAAUGAUUCAGUCCUAGAUUAAAGAUGGAUAAUGAGUUUGUUAAUACCCCCUUAGAGAUGUUCAACAUUUCAUUCAUUAGAUCUGUUACAUCAAAAAAAACACCUGAUGAUUCAUCAGAGUGAAGAAAACGAGGUCGGCAGACUGUCCAUGUUUGCUAAUAGGGUGGGAACUGCUGGAGGAGUCAGAAUAUUAAGCAUGUUACGUUGUCCAGGAUACAGGAUAAAGCAGUUCCUCAACUAUCAAUACAUCAGUUAUCACCUGUUAUAGAUUAUAUCACAUAAUAUAUAGUAGGGCUGGGACAAUAUGCUAUUCUCCCGAUUCGAUUCUUCUACAAUUUUUUGGAGGCCGAUUCGAUUUAAAUCUCGAUUCUACAAUAUUGUUGAUUUUCUCAAUCGAUUUUUUUCUCCCAUCCCUAAUAUAAAAUGUCAGUAUUUUGUCCCUCUUCUAUCAGCUACCCUACACUAGUUAUUUUCUCUUAAUAACAAAGUACCCUCCUGAGCUCCAAUCAGAUGUUAGCACCAUAAAUCAGGAAAUACACAGUCAUACCAAAACACUCUCUGCUGUCACCGGUUGAUAUUCUCAACUGAUGAAAUGAUACACUGUCAGCUCCUCUUCUAUGCCGCCUUCUUCUUGAUUGUAGUUUACAUUUUUCCAUUUAUAAUCAGCCAAGAUAGCCGCAAGUUGGCAGCACAGUGCAUGUUGCUAUUAAGGAAAUUCAUUACGAGAAAAGGGGAAGAAAUGAUUCCAAGAGAAACAUAUUGAUUUCUUUCUGUAUUGAUAAAUAUUGGUGAUAGGUCAGUGAUGAAAGCUCAAAGCUGAAACUGGUCCUGUAUCUAAGGCAGCAGCACUGGAGGCAAUUCAUGAUUCCUUCUGGUAAUUAACGACCAUUGAAUCACUUUAAUCAUAUGUCACAUUUUUGGACAGUCCUUUUGUUAUACGAUCUUGUCCUGAAAACACAAUGUACUAGUUUCCCUCAUUACUUUUCCUUUCCCCUCCUAAGGCAGUGUGGAUUUUAAAGUAAUGUUUUCAGCAUUUCUUGGAGGAGUUGGCGUGUAGGUUUGUGAACUGUUUCAUUCAUGCAUCUAUCAAUGAGGCGUCGUACUGCCAGAAAAUGAAGAUUUAGCAGGGGGAAACUCUAGAAGGCUUUGAAUUGUAAUUUGCAGAACAACUUUUUUCGGUCUGGCUGUGGGUUGUUGAUGACAGUUAUUUCUGCUCUAAAAAGUCAUAUUCAUUAUUUCUUGUUGAAUGAAGAUCCUCUUGUGUGUUUCUCUGCACAUGUGCAGUUCAGCUUAUUAGCGUGACUCAUGCCCAACUUUUACUGUAACCCUCUUAAAAGAAGAAAAAAAAUACUGACUGGAAGAGGCCUUUUGAAAAAAAUGGACACUGAGUUCUUUAGGACACCAAGUAGUCUUUAAUGCCACUGCAGCUUGUGCACGCCUGUUUCAGAAUCUAGCCCCACCAAACACCCACUCAGCUACAAGACCCAACACACAUACCUUUAACAUCAGGUCAGCCCUGUGUGACACAUCCACAGUUUGACUUUCUCUGCUUCAAAAUAGAGUGAAGGGAUACCACACAACUACAGUUAAAAUGUCAUCUCCCUCUCAUUUUGAUAAUCCACUUCUUCUGUAAGAACUCAAGAGGAGGUUUUGUUUUUUCCAGCUGCAUGACUGUUAAUGAUUUUGUAAACAUCUUGUUUUUUCACAUGAUCACUGUUCCCCUUUGCAUAUGUAGUUUUCACGUGUUUCUGCAGUGUCUUCAUCUUCAAUUCCGAUGAUUCAGCUGUAAAGCUGCGUUUGUGACCUCUUCUUGUCAUCUUCAAAGCUGCCGGCUUUCCACAUGUCUUUGUCUUUGAUUAGUUCAUCCCGUGUGAAACAAAGCUUGAGUCAAAACUUAAAUUCCAGUUCUUGCCGAUGGGAAACACUUGAAGAGCACUAAAAAGCCCCAGCUUCUGCAACAUCAGCCAAGCAGAGUGUAAAAUAGCUCAAUGUGGUAAAAGGAAACAGACCUAAUAAAUCAUAACAUUAUACGCCAAACACCGGAAAGCUGUAAAAGAGAAGAGGAACUGCAGUCACAAGAACUGAAGACUUUCGUAAACUCUGACUUAAAAAAAGAUUUCAGUUCAAGAAAAAACUUAAUUUCACUCUAAGUAACUACACAGCCUUUAAAUUCGGUGGGCUCCUCUGCGUAACAGCACAAGGUGUUCUUGUUUGUGUGUCUGGUCUGCAUAAGUCAGCCAAAUCUCUGAGUAUUACUGAAUAUUUUUCCUUAAUCUAAGAUAAAAAAGCAGAGUGAGCCGCUGUUUGGUUUUGAUAUAACAGCUUCAAGUCAAGUCUGUGAGUUCUCUAAUCCUCCGGCUGUGUUUAUAUUUGUGUAUCAAGUUACUCACUUCCUUUUUUGGUGUUUCAGCGGUGAUAAUGAACUGCAUGUGUGAUUGUGUGUUUGAAAAGACCUUAUUUGUGCCUUAAAUUUCAAACAUAUAUAUAUUAAAAAAAACUUAACUGACAUUUAAAAUCAGUCCAGAGUUUGACGGCUGAUAUGUAAAAUGACUUCAUUACUUUCUUAGAAAUCCUGGUCCCAAAUGAUGCCUCUCAAAUUUGACCUACCUGACGGGACAUUAAACAGGGUUCUGGUUUACCUCAAGUGUCUGGAAGCAGCUGUAAAGUUUAUCCAGACUGUUUUUGUAGAGGGGGUUAAAAUUACAAAGCAAGGCACUCUCCUAGUUGAGGGUUUGAACCCAACAGGGAAACAUUUGAUUUACUGACAUUUUAAGAAGGAUUUUUUUUAUGGGUCAUACAUGGAUACACACUUAAACCUCUCUUAUUGUCUGAACACAAUGGCUACAGGACCACCAAGGUAUGAACCCCAAUAAAGUCACAAAGGAUCCCCCUACUGCAUUAUUUAAUAUCCAUCUUAAUUUUUUCCAUCUUUAUCAUGUAAGAAGACAAACGGAGGAAGUCCAGAACACAGAAGCUCUUCUUUAAAUAAAUUCCUUAAAGCUUUGGUUCUUCGUUGAAGCUCGAUGUGCAGAUUUGUGAUGGGAGUUUGAGUAGCAUCCCCCUUUCCUGCUUCCACUGUAUUCCACUGUACGCUUGUGUGCACAUAAAAUACUCAGACACCCUUUACAAAUUCAAGACACCCCUCCCUCCCUCCCUCCCUCCCACUGAGUCACACCCUCCUCUGCCCAUUUUGGAGCAAAAAGCCCGGGCAUAAAAGCUUUUGACAUGAAAAAUUAAAACUGCACUCUCCGCUUGCCGGAUGUACAAUAGUUGACCCAGAUGAGGGCAUUACAGAGCUCUUGGUACUUCAACCGUGUUCGGCUUUUUAUUCUUAUUUGUGGGCAGACAUUUGGCCUUGAAAAAAGGGGCUUUAGCUCAUGACUUUGACCCUUACUCCACAUCUGUGUGUGAGAGUGAGCCAGUGUUGAGAUAGCAGGGCCAUAUGGGGAUGUUGCCUCUUGCAUAAGAUGAUUAGUGUGUUUAUUUAUUUUUUCUCUUUCAUUGGUCAGUGUGCUAAACUUUGGCUCAUUUCUGUCUGUCCGCUAGCUUGUGUCAUCAUCCUGCCUGCAGUAUUGUUUACCAGAUGAGUGCAGAUGUUAUACAACACAAUGAAAUUCCUGCUGUACAUAUUGUGAUUUCAUUCUGGGUCGUUUAUUAUUAGACAUCAGCUCAGAGCCAGUCCACACACAGCUGGGACCCUCUUCAGCAGGAGGUGGAGUCAGAGCCCAGACUUCAUAUCAACACCAAGCUGAUAUGUUUUGCAGGACUCUGUUAGGCUUAUUGCUUUUAAAUAAGAAGUUUAAAAAUCUUUCUUUUAAGAUAUCUUUUCAUUUUUUGGUGUUUACUGAAAGAAGAGGCUGUAAUCCCACAGAAAAUCAGUGCCAGAUUUAUCAGAACAGUUUUAAUCAUGGUCUUUACUCUGGUGUUAACUUGAAACAAAAGCUUAAAGUAGAGAAGCAGGCAGCAAUAAUCAAUCACAAGAGAUGCUGAGUCCCAGUACCUGAGGCUGUGAUCACAUUUAUAACCAUUCCAGAUCUUUAAAGGGGACCAUUUUUUCACAGUCUAUUUCUUUCCUUGAAAUUUCUAAGACGUGCACCGCUGAAAAAGUGUUUUUAGACACAUUUAUAAAAAUUUCUCUAAACUAGCAGCAAUGUCAAAACCUUUAUGAUGAAAAAUAAAUGAAAACAAGGACACAAAAAUUAAAUCAGAAGUUUUCAAAUAUGACAGGAAUCAUCUAAUAAUUUACACAAAAUUGAUAUGAUAGGUAUGAUACGUGCAUGAGACAAUGAAAACCUGAUUUAUGCCCUAAAAAACCUACUUCUUUGAGUUUGAAAUUAUUGACACACUGCUGUUCCUCCUCUUCUCCUGUCUGCAGGUCUCUGGAUGGCCGUCUGCAGGUUUCCCACAGAAAAGGUCUCCCUCACGUCAUCUACUGCCGCCUGUGGCGUUGGCCCGACCUGCAGUCCCACCACGAGCUGCGAGCGGUCGAACUGUGCGAGUACGCCUUCCACACAAAGAAGGAUGAAGUGUGUGUCAACCCAUACCACUACCAGAGAGUGGAGACCCCAGGUAUUUUAACUCAGAGCGUGUGUUUAAAUCUGAGAGGAUUUGCCUGUUCAUCCUUUGAGUUAUGGGACAUAAUUCUAUCACACUUUGUACAUACCACAUUUUUUGUUAUUGUUGUAUCAUUCAAAAUAUCUAUCUGUUUGUCAAACUUUUUGAUAUGUUUGUCCGUCUGUCCAUCGCACAGUUCUUCCACCAGUCCUGGUACCCAGACACACAGAAAUCCCCGCUGAGUUCCCUCCUCUCGAUGACUACAGCCAUUCGAUUCCAGAAAACACCAACUUCCCUGCUGGCAUUGAGCCUCAGAGCAACUACAUACCAGGUACCAGGACUGUCUCUCAUACUUAACCACACUGAAUUACACCAAGUCUGUUUUCUUUUGCCAAGAGGAAGUUAGAAAAAAAGUAGUAGUUGUUGGAUGUUUGGAAUACUUUACCAACAUGUAGGUGAAGUAAUAGUCUCCAUUUGUAGUCUCCAAACCUUUGUUUUUGCAUUUCUGCUUUAAUCAUUGUCCACUUACUUGUCUAAAGAGAAAAAUGGGUUGCUAACAGCUUAUUUCAGAUUUACUCAUCGGUUUUUUAAUAUUUGCUAUACAUCUCAAGAGCUGCAACAAAUAACCCACUUUUGUUUCCAUUCAUUGAAUAACUUUCUAUCCCUUUAAUCUUUGUACUGAAGAGAGUUUUUCAGUUUUGAUGUUAUUUGUGCGUAAUGUUAUUUUUUUUGUCGGUUAAAACUACAGCAGAGACUUGGACCUUAUUUUCCACGGUUAAAUUCAUAACCAGUGUGAAGAGUUGUUUUCUUUGUGUCUGAUUUUCUUUUUUUUUAUUUGUGCUGCAGAAACGCCUCCACCGGGUUACCUCAGUGAGGAUGGAGAGACAAGCGAUCACCAGAUGACCCACAGCAUGGACACAAGCUCCCCAAACCUGUCACCUAACCCUGUUUCACCCACACACAGCAACUUAGGUAAGGGCUGUGUGUUUGUGUUUUUGUGUACUUCUCUGUCUGUUUUCCUCCACGUUCAGCCAGACAAAUGUUUCUGUAACGUUUCCACCUUAGUGGGAAUACUGUUUGAUUUCACUCCCAUCUCUGUAAGAGGAAACCAGGUGCUGAAAGACAUCUUUGUCUUCCUCCCACCAUGCGAGUGCUUAACAGGCAUCUCUCAGAACUCAGCUCACCUUCAAACCAAUGACAGUAUCCUACGCUUAUUCUAUCAGGAUGGAAAAACGCCCGGGGGCUUGGCCGGAAAGCUACUAGAGAAUAACAAAAAUCACACCAGUUUCAUUUGGCAGCUCUGCUCAAGACUUGAAAGCCAAGGACAAAAUGUUGAAGUUGUUACAGAACGGCCGUGCUGAGAGGAAAAAGAGCAAAUUACCAGAACCAGUUGAAGUUACUGAAAAUUAUCAUGGAUAAGCCUGUAAUUUGACCGUUUUUGGCUCCAGCGUCCCACCAGUGAGGGUUGAGUUUCCACAUUUGCCUGGUGAAAGCUUCUGGGAAACAGCGUAUGGGUUUGACAUUUUGUGACGCAAGCUCAGCCGAAUGUUUUCUUUGGUGGUGUUUUUUUCCCCCUUCAUCCACCGUGGCCCCCUUCAGUCCCCCAUUUUGCCCUGUCUCUACUUAGUCCUGUUACUUUUAUUUUCAUCUAUUCUGUUUCUUAUGUUUCUGUGAUUUAAUUCCCAUUUUUAUCCCAGUAACCUUGGAUCCUCUCAUCACUUAUUUAAUUCCAGAAAAAAAAUCAUUCAAUUUCAUCCAUUAUUGGCAAGCUACAGUAAAUUUUCUUGUCUUUUUACAUAAAGUUUCAUUUACAAACUGGCUCAUUUCUCUGUCUCUGUCAGACCUUCAACCAGUGACAUACUGUGAGCCGGCCUUCUGGUGCUCUAUUUCCUACUACGAGUUAAACCAGCGAGUAGGAGAGACCUUCCACGCCUCACAGCCCUCGCUGACAGUGGAUGGCUUCACGGACCCCUCCAACUCCGAGCGUUUCUGCUUGGGUCUGUUGUCGAACGUCAACCGCAACGCAGCUGUGGAGUUAACACGUAGACACAUCGGUACGACCCAGUGCAUCAGUCUGCUCUACAUGACUCCAUCAUUAUUCACCUAAUGUCACAUAUUGCUUCCAAAAAAAAUACCCAUAACAUCUCUCUACAGUUUUUGUCUGAUCUGAGUUUGUUGUCCUGUCUGUGUUUACUUCAAGGCCGUGGUGUCCGGCUUUAUUACAUCGGAGGAGAAGUGUUUGCUGAGUGUCUCAGUGACAGCGCCAUCUUUGUUCAAAGCCCCAACUGUAACCAACGCUACGGUUGGCACCCUGCUACAGUCUGCAAGAUCCCUCCAGGUGAGUGUCAUAUUCAAAGAGGCAGAGAGAGAAAGUGGAGAGAGGACCGAGCAGAGAGUGAGACAAAUGAGAUGAAUAUAGAGGCAGGGAGAGAGGGAGCGGGUUAUAAAUAAAUACUAAAAGGCAAAAGUGGAAAUGGAAAUUCACAGUGGUACAGCGGGUUAUUAACUUUUCACAGGGUUGGCUAUUUGAACCUGAGCUCUUUGUAUGAGUGUCAAAACGAGCUGGAGCGAGUGCCCCUACGGUAAAAUGUCUUUUUAGGUUCCUGUUUAUAAAUUUCAGUUUGGUAGAAAGUUUUGAGUUCCCUCAGUCUCACAUCCUCCCACAGUCCCCGUGGCGGGGAUACAAAUUUGUUCGAGUGGACUUAUGACUCUCUUGAGCCAAAUCCUCCAGUUUGAGCUCUUAGUCUGUGGCAAAAGUGACGACAUCGCAGGAGCUUGUUAGCUAGUUAGGAUGUUAUUAAUUCAAUAUAAGUCACAUUAAUUCUGAAAAAUGGAUGAUUCAGAGGAGAUUUACUUUGGCUGUGUGAUCCUGACUGUGAGCAGCAGAAGCUUCAAGCCCAUCACAAACUUUCAGCACCAGUCCAGGAACGUGCUCUUUCUCUUGAGUGCAGCCUGGCUAAAGAUACAAAUUUUUCCUCUCCACAGAAGUGUGUGUUUAUUUUUACCACAUGAUUUAUAAAAUGUCGGGAGUAUUUCGAGUUUUCCCCAAACUAAAACACAUCUUAAAAUCUUAGUGGAGGAUUGUUGUCAGUGAGGUGAUUUUGACACAAAAAGUACAGCACGUUGUGUGUCAGCAGCACCCCAUUUCUUUAAAGUCAGUGUUUUACAUGGUGAAUAUAUGAGUGAAUAAGAGCCUGGGUCACUCUCUAAUAAUAAAGUCAUAGUUGUUAUCUUAAUCAGGGACCUGGUCAGCUUAUUUUGCAGUUUUAUGUUGUAAGAUUUACACAAAGUUAAUGCACUGGAGAAUGAGAUACAUCAUUUUCAUUUUUUUAGAUGUGCUAAUGAGAAAACUGAGAUGUGAAAUCCAUGGAGGUAGUUUCCCUCACCUUAGAAAACUUUAAGAGCAAAAAGAAUUUUAAAGAAAGUUCACAACAUUGUUUGUUUUUUUGACUGUGUUCAUAGUUACUUACUGCAACUUUGAACCGCAAGCCUCAAGCAGGACUGCAGGCGAGCAACAGCAGUCUUGGAAACUCACUCUCUUACUUCAUACUCCCAGACUUUUUAGAGUCAAACUUACACCGCCAAAUUUGACUCAGGGAAGAUAAUCAGAUUUCAUCUCUGUCUGUAGCCACGUUUUAUACAGUUCUGGUCCACAUAUGCAUGCUACUCCCAAAGAUCUGCUACAGACUCUGUUAGAGUUCUUCUUUCAGAGAAAUAUUCAUCUCUGAGUUCAAUAACAUAAAGGUGAAAGUGACUUGGUAUGGGGACUUAAGUGUCUGCCUGUCUUGGUUGUCCCCUCCAGGAUGUAACUUGAAGAUCUUCAACAACCAGGAGUUUGCUGCCCUGCUGGCCCAGUCAGUCAACCAGGGGUUUGAAGCCGUGUACCAGCUGACCAGGAUGUGCACCAUCAGAAUGAGUUUUGUUAAAGGCUGGGGAGCCGAAUACAGGUAGGCUGUCCUCACAGAGAACCACACAUUCGUUCAGAAAUGGUUCGCCUAGUUAGGGAUCUCAUCUGCCUAUCAGAUGACAAAAUGUGAAACCAUCUUGUCAGUGACAUGGGAAGAGCCUUUGUGCGAAGAUCAAGUCCUUAGUAAGCCUUAAUAUAAACACAGACAAUAGAAACAAACAGUCUAUGAAUCACAUCCCACAACCCAGCCACCCCCGCUCCCAGGCAUCUGCUCGCACUCCGGUGGAUCUGCUGUGUGACGUCGCCGAGCCCUCAUCAACAGAACCAGGCCCCAGUAGGCACGCCAGACUAUUUUUAAAGAGACACACAUGUGUUUUGUCAAAAAAAGAGAUGUCAGACUUUCCCUCUCCAUUACCUCCCUGUUUUCCACAGUCUGACUCACUGAUAGUGGGAAGGGAGGAGCCAGAGCAAAAAAGGGAGCAGAUGAUUGGUCGAAAGUUGGCUCAGCACAGGAGGCUUUCCCAAGGGGGGAAAUCUUUGUGCAGUGAGCGAGAGCUUCACAGCCCCGUCCAGACCAAACUCUGACAUGUGGAGACACUUAAAAACAGGAUUCAGGUUACUGGACUAGCCAGGCCCUCCUCCACGUCUACCUCCACCCACACCUCAGUCCUCAGUCUUUUCCCAGGCUAACACACAAGCUAACCCUUUUCCCUCUCUUACCUGUGAAAAACAGUGAACAACACUGAAGCAGACCAACAUAAACGUGAUUCAUAAUCAACACAAACUGUAAAUGCUUUAUCUUGAAUGAAGGAGUCAGCAGUAAGCAGCUGUUUUAUUCAUUUACACUUGAUUGAUUAUACAUUAUCAUUACAUAACAACAAAUGAAAUCCAUUAUCUGCUCUUGUUGACAUUGAACGAGAGAUGAGUGUGAAGGUUCCCUCAAGUCUAGUAAUGAGAUAUGCAGAAAUAGCAGCAGCCUUUGUUAUCUUCUUUUGUACUCUCUGAUGUGUCUGCACAGUUCUCUGGUGUCAAACACGGUUUGUCAAGAAGAAAGCAGAGCACUAGGGGAAACGGCAGGGUUAUCGCCAGGUCAUCAGCGGGUAAAAGCGCGCUGGAAGCAGAAAUCUAACCUCCAUCUUUUCCGAGCGCAUUCAGACGCAGUUUUGUGCUCCUGUAUCUGCAGUAUUGUCUGUACCUGAUGUCGGUGUAAUGAAUAAAAGCCGUUGCUAAGCUGCAUCUACUCGAAUAUUUGUAACGUCUCUAGCACUUGUGCCUUUUAUCUGCUCUCCUCUGUGGCAGAGGCAGUGAGAGAAAAGCUACAGAAUAUGAAGAUCAAAAGGUCUGAAAGAGGAUUUUUCAAAAGUUUAAAGAGUAAAUGUUUUGCAUUUUCACCGAACACGAGUUCUUUAGUCUCAAAGCGGCACAAAAAUUUUCAUAAACAUUGUUUGAACUCUUGACGACACUGAGACUAGCGGGCUUUGGUUGAGUCAACACAUUUAUUCUAAACCAGCUGAACAUGUCUUUAUGUUGAAAACGUAUUGUUUGGAUGGACUGAGUGAACACAGACAGAUCAGCUCUGAAGGGUUUCAAACCCAAAAUGAAAAAUGAACAGCAAGAAUAGAAAGUCAACGGUUGAUUCAUCUUCACAGGCAAGCAGAUGUUUAGGUGAAACUCAAACCAGCGUUUAUCCACUCAAGUGGGUUUUGUUGUUUGUUUUCUGAGGUCAGUGUCUUUCCUCUGCCGUACACUGGGUCUGUAAUAAAUGCUCUGUUGUUUCACCUUGCUGAAAAUCGACUUUGUAAGUUUACUCACAAAACUCUUUCUCUAAACAGUGUCCUCUGUGUACUAACACUUCCCUCUGCUCUCUCCGCUUCUCCCAGGCGACAGACAGUGACCAGCACCCCCUGCUGGAUCGAGCUGCACCUGAACGGCCCCCUGCAGUGGCUUGACAAGGUGCUCACACAGAUGGGCUCCCCUAGCAUCCGCUGCUCCAGCGUCUCUUAGGGAAACUCUGCAUCCUCCCUCUUCCUCCACCUUCCUUUUAGUGACUGAAAAAAAAACACACACAUGCAGACAAGAACAGUUUCACAAGAGCAGAGAGAUAAUAAUCCCCCACACCCACACCCACUCACACUCAGCCAAUCAUCAACCUGCAACUUGGUCCCUCCUCCCCACCAGCUGUCAGUAGCACUUUUUAUAUUCAUGUUGUUUGUGGCAAAAGGGGACAAGUGCAGUAAAGCAGUAUCAUGUUAAAAACGUUCUCCCCAAGUAACUGAUGGAAACUUUUGAUUUCAUUUGCAUUUAAACGCCAGAACGGCUGUAAGGGAGGAGAUUUUUUUCCAGUUAAGAGAUUCUUUUAUUUUUCAUUAUUUUUACACCUUUUGUACAGAUGUUGAGGUAAACAGUGGUUUGAGAAAAAAAAACAAAACAAAGAAAAGCCUUUUUUAAGCAUUUAGAACAUAACUAAGAUGAUGUUAUAUGCAUUUCAUUUUGACUUUGUUUCUGUAUCGGGGCAUUUGAUAGCUUAUGAAGAUGUUUUGAAAAAUUAGUAACACAAGGAUCAUGUUCGACCACAUUUGUAACAACAGUAUGUGAAGGAAAAUCCUGUGAGCCUAUAGCAUGAAUACUCGUCAGUGCUUUCGUAUCGUCAUUUUAAUGCUUUCACAUUGUCGUGGCUAAUAACAUGAUGUUCAACUGCACAUUUGGGUUUCAAAACAGCAGCAAAAAUUGAGAAAACAAGGAUGCAGUGAAACUUUUGAUCUAACUUUACCCACCUCUUCUUGUUGAAAACCACACACUGUUAAAUCGUGCCAGAUUAAUAAGCAUCCUGAUACUUCAGGAGCCAGUAAAGCAGACUGGAAUCACAGCUCUUUACAUCCACCUUUGAGUACUUACAGCGAACAGCAUCAUCAAAUGUUACUAAGAUGAUGAUGAUGAUGCACUUUUGUUAAAUGUUAAUAUUCUUGUAAAGUUAUGUGGCAAAGUGCACACACAAAGGCAGUUGUUUGUAGUUCUUGUCAGAGUGUAAUGUGAAAUAUGUCCUGCAUCGAUUUCAGGAAGCUUUGCCAAUAUGCAAAAUACUUUUGCAGCAUUGUAUUGUGUCGUAGGUUUUGUAUAUAACAGGCCUUUACACAGAACUGGAAAACAUCUCAUGAACUGAACCAUAAGUUAGAAUAGCAAACGCACAAAACGUACUUCACACCGUGCAGAAGGCUGUGCACAGAGAGCAGGAAGAUGCCUUUGCUUUUUUAAUUUUCUCUCUCAGCAGUCCAGAACAUUGCUCUUAUUUUUAGCCAUCAGUGAUAUUGACUUUGUGCACACUCAGGACUGUCAGCAAACAAAAAAUAUGUACAGAAACCAGUGAAAAGAAAAGAUGCUCAACUUUAGUCUAUUUUGAUACAGAUUGUUUUCUGUAGACAAGGUGAUGAGGACUUUGUCUGCUCUCAGUGUUUUUGCAGGACGUAAGUGAACACACUGCAGCAGGCGGGGGAUAUGAUUCUCAUAUUUUCUUCCUGUGAAGAGGAGGCAGUGUCAGAACAAAGCACAGCUUUUUACAAAGGGAAAUGUUUAGAUGAACAGAGGCAUGUAAAUAACACUCGCUUCAUCUAAUAUCCCUGUUUAUUGUAGGUCUAUGUACAUGUAGUACAUACAGUACAUGUUAUAAUAUGACCGUCAACCUUUAUAAUGUUGAUGGUUUUUUUAAGUAUGAGAACAAAAAGAAGCUUAAAAAAGAACAAAAAAGUGGAGUAACUUUUGGGGAAAGUUAAUGCUGGAAUAGAAAAGCUUAGCCUUAGCUUUUGUCACGUUUUCUUAAACCCACCCACUGUGCUGGAAAUGGACGGAUUUCCUUUUAUAACACUAGACAAAGACACAGUGGGUGGACAUGGACAACAGUUGAGUUCUUUUUACAGUGCUUACUUACAAUAAACCAGCUUUUGAUGUUAAUGCCAGCCCAGUGGUGCUAAUCUCUAACAUUUUAGGGACUCAAAGAGAGCUACAAAGCCAUAAGAAUUUACUCUUAAAGCUGGUCAAUUUUGAUCUCUUUACAAUUUCAACCUCCUAAAACUGCAAACAAUGGUGUAAGAUUGUUUCAGAAACAGUAGUAUCUACUAAUCUGAGACAUGUGAACCCUUUGAAGAGCUUCUAGUAUUCUUGAAUGCAGCAAUCUUGACCCAAGUGGGCUCUUUAAACCCACAGUUGGUGUAAUUACCCAGUAGGGUUUGUUUUGGAGGAUUUGUCAUUUUUAUACACUCUUCAGGUUAUAGUGCUUGUGCUUUUCCCCCACUUUGUUUAAAUUUGUUCACUGUAACCAUUUUUAUUAGUUGUGAUUUAUGUUUUUGUGCUUUGAAUUGGUCCUUUUAGACGUCUUGUAUAAACUUGUACCCUUUGUUUUCUCUGCCUAUAAAAAGUUGAUGUGAUGCUUUAUUAUUUGGUUUAAUUAUUACUGGUCUAUUAAUUAAAUAAGAAGUGGUGAUGCUGGAACAAGACAUACAGAGAAGCUCAAAACUCAAACUGCAUAAUCAGAUCUGGUGAACAUUAGGAUGGUUAUUCUUGUGUUCAGUCAGAUUCCCUGAACUGAUAGAGACGUAAAUAAUUCAAUGUUGCUUGUUUUUUUUUAUAGCUUUGAAUAAGAAUAAGAAGAACUUUAUGUCUUAUUCUCAUUCAAAGCUAUAACAAACAAGCUCAAACCUCAAUCUCUUGAGGUUUAACAGCAAAAAGUCUUUGCAUUUCAGGUUUUUGACUCUUCUGGUUGGGAAUUUCCUCGUCUGCGGUGGGUAAUUAGUCUGAACAAGUAGACAGGAGCUUCAAUUACAGGCCCAGCAGACACCCUCUUGUUUCUUUACCCAUUGCUACGAUUCAAGGUAUCCAAACCAUAACUGUUUGUUCUGUCACAGAGGCACAAUACUGCUUUGAAAAAUUCAAUAAAUGCAGGCUUUGUUCUGAUGCACCUAA